Rhododendron vialii is the source of this 1206-nucleotide messenger RNA. RefSeq lists its product as uncharacterized. The coding region runs from base 259 to 1050 and encodes 263 amino acids. Gene Ontology annotation, cellular component: cytoplasm. NCBI's taxonomy places the organism in Eukaryota, Viridiplantae, Streptophyta, Magnoliopsida, Ericales, Ericaceae. The record is from RefSeq and is a predicted model, not a curated record. Gene Ontology annotation, biological process: rRNA base methylation. The transcript has 3 exons. Gene Ontology annotation, molecular function: rRNA (uridine-N3-)-methyltransferase activity.
CAUCAAGCGCGGGUCAAAAAAAAAAAAAAAAAAAAUGUACCGUAUCAACUAUCAAGCGUCUAAAAUGUAUUGGUCUAGCAUUGUUCAAAUAUUUUUUUUCUUAAUUUUGUUUCGAGGUAAACGUAUUCACAGCAUACGAGCAAAACAAGGGUGAGAAAUUGGAAGAGGCGGACUGCUUUUAUUGGGAAGUGAUCAAAAGUCGUUUUGACCAUCGAUCGAUCGAGAGAGAGAGAGAGAGCUGAAGAGACCUUUCCCAAAAUGUAUCAUCACAAAGUAGCAGUAGUAGAAGAAGAACAGGAAGAGUACAAAUCAUUUUCAUCAUCAACAGCAUCCACUGCUAAUGAUGAUGAAGAUGACGACGAUGGUGAUGAAGAUGAAGAUGACGAGGAAUCGGAGGAAUCGGCCAUCUAUGGAAGAAUUGGAAGUAGAGAGAGAUGGAUGGAGCACUACUCGUCCUCCCACAGAAUACUGCUGGUGGGAGAAGGGGAUUUCUCCUUUUCUCUCUCACUCGCCAAAGCUUUUUCCUCUGCCCGCAACAUGGUCUCCACUUCUAUCGACUCUCAGCAGGAUCUGCUAAAGAAAUACAGUAAUGGGUUAGCGAACGUGAGGGAUUUAGAAGAGAUGGGUUGUGUGGUUUUGUACGGAGUUGAUGCUACAAAGAUGAGCCAACACUUUUUCCUCUCUACUCAUAGGUUUGAUCGUAUAGUUUACAACUUCCCCCAUGUCGGCUUUCUCUUCCCCGAGGCCAAUGGCUGCCAGAUCAAGUUGAAUAAACAAUUGAUUAAAGGGUUUCUGAGGAACGCUAAACUGCUGUUAAGGAAGGAGGAAGGAGAGAUUCAUGUAAGUCAUAAGGAUGGUGAACCUUACAACAAGUGGGACCUGGUGAAGAAAGCAGAGAAAAUAGGCCUGGCUUUACAUGAGAGUGUUCCCUUCUGCAAGGAAAAGUAUCCUGGUUAUGGCAACAAGAGAGCCCAUGGUAGCUUCUCGGAUUCUUCCUUCCGCUUAGGGGACUGCACUACUUUCAAGUUUAAGCUUGCUCACUCUUGCUAGUUUGCUUGGAAUUGGAAGUAGUAAUUCCUCUGUACUAUCAGAUUAAUUAGUUUGUGCAAGAAGUUUGAAUUCUUGACAAUGGUGAUCUUUUUCUCAGCUUUUGUUCAUAUUGCUUCUGUUAAUGUAACGUUUCCUUUCUGUGCUGCUUGAGGCAAA